AUGUCCCGAAUGACGGCUACAACUUUGGCCCUCUCCGCGAGUGGCUGCAUGGCAUUUGUGGCACCUAACGGACCUGCCGCCGAUGUCCAAACUGUGUCCCUACGUGCCUCCGUGCACCGGGCCCCACAGUCGCAGUCGGCCAACCUCCUGGGGAUGGCAGGCACUGCUGUGGCGGUCUCAGCCCUGGGUGUUGCUAUGAACCGCCGCAAGUCCUCGUCAGUCGCAAGACAGGUUGUGGGUGUUUGCCUGCCACUCACAGAGAAGUUUGACCCACUGGGGCUGGGAAGCACUGAUGCCAAGAUGGAUCGCUACACCCAAGUUGAGAUCAAGCACGGCCGUGUAGCCAUGAUCGCUGUCAUGGGAUAUAUUAUGCCAGAACUCUUCCGCUUCCCAGGGUGCGAGGCCUUCAGUCACGGCCUGGGUGCUUUGGAGUCCAUUCCUUUGGAGGGCUGGGUGCAGUUGGUUGCGCUGGUGGGCGCUCAUGAGGUCCUGGUGAAGCCUCGCGAGGGUGGCAUGGGCCCCUCAGAUUUCGGACUGGGCACUGAGUUGUUGGAUGGCAUUGAUGAUGAGGAGCUGGAGCGAAAGCAAACCUCCGAGCGCAACAAUGGCCGUUUGGCGAUGAUCGCCAUCAUGGGCCUCAUGGUGCAAGAUGGCAUGUUCGGAGAGCCUCCUUUGACCUACAUGUCAAAGAAUGGAUGGUGGGGUGAGCCAGUUCAGUUCUUCGUGCAGCACAUCAACAACUGCCAAUCCUUCGAUGGUUCUCCCAUCCAAAACGGCAGCAUUUGUGCCUUGCCACGCCGCACCGGCCGCACCCAGCUCCGUGCUGUGCAGAAGCUCAGCGAAGGGCCAUACGUGGAGACUGAGACCUACCCCAAGGAGAUGGAAAUGUCGGCCGCCGUGCCAUUCCUGCGUUACCCACAAGUGCUGAAGGGCUGGGUUGGCGGCGAGAAGGGCUUCGAUCCUUUGGGAGUCACCGAUGCCUUGCCAGUCUACUGGGUGCGUGAAGCAGAAUUGAAGCACGGCCGAAUUUGUAUGCUCGCGACGGUGGGCUGGAUUUCAGGAGAUCUGGGCUUCCGCUUCCCGGGCGACAAGUUCCAAGCCGUUGCCAACAGCUUCGAGGCUCACGACAAGAUGGUGGAAGCUGGAUACAUGUUGCCUUUCCUGGGUGCCAUUGGUACCUUUGAGCUCUACUCCUUGUGGCUUUUGUUCAAGGGAUGGGAGCAGGAGGUGAACCGCGAUGCUGGAGACUUCUUCUUGGGCAAACAAUUUCUGCCAAAAGAACCUGAAAAGGAGAAGGACAUGCGCCUCAAAGAGCUGGAGAAUGGACGGCUGGCCAUGUUCGCCUUCAGUGGCAUUGUCACGCAGGCGGCCAUCACUGGAAAGACCUGGAACAGUGCCUACGCGCUGCCUCUUCUGUGGGAAGCUAAGGGGGGUGGUCAUGGUUUCAAGAGCCAAGCUUCACAGGUGAUGGAUGCCAACCUGCUGCUGUUCAAGACAGUCAUUGCAGGUGAUGGGUGGGGCACGAUUGCCGUGCCUGUCAUUGAGGCCUAUCCCGCCACCGCUGUGAUAUUUGUGGGAUCUUUGCUGACUCUUGUCUUCGGAGUGUUGAACCUAAUAGUGGCCGUGGUUUUAGACACAUUCGCAGAAGUCAGAGAACGAGAUGUCUUGAACCUGGCAGAGGAAAUGGAAACGGACAUCGAGAUGGACAAAAAGUUUCUUCAGAAAAUCUUCGACCGCGUGGAUGAGGAUGGCAGCGGCGAGCUGACUUUGAGCGAACUGAUUGACGGUGCCAGAAAGGACCCUGAGUUUCAGAGCCGCCUCCGGGUAAUGGAUAUCGAUAAGGCAGAUCUUCAGCAACUUUUUCAGAUGAUCGAUACCGAUGGCUCCGGCACCGUGGAGCGCAACGAGUUCAUCCAGCCAUUGAGUCGAUGGGUGCACGAGUCAAAGACAGCUCCGCGCUUCAUCAAGUACAAUUUGAUGCGGUCGCUUCACGAACAAGAACAGAUGAAAGAAAUGAAUCAGUACAGAUUUGACCAGCUGAAUGGGCACUUGCAACGGAUUGCUUUGGGCUUGGGAGUGCCAUUGGAAAGAGCCAGUGCAAGGCCAUACAAAAGCGUCAAGCGAUCCUUGAUUUCGGACAUCGGUGACAGUCCUCCAGCACCGAAGGAUGUGGAGACGGAAGCUUCCAAGGCCACGUCUAAAUCCGUAAAGGCUGGCACAGGUUCACAGUUCGACACCUUUGAGAAGGCGGGUGAGUCUUUGACUUCCUCAGCAUCCACGGAAGAUCUGGAAAAGGUCCAUCUAGGCUUAUCAUCGAUCGACUUCCAUAGCUUCACCGACUACUACAAGAAUAAGCGAUCCUCCAGGGUGGAGGAGAAUUUGGUGCAGCUGGGGCUGCUGGUGGAGGAGUCGCAACCACCAGGCUUGAAUCACCUUGACGAUGUGCUCCACUCAGCCUUGGAGGUGGCACAAGAACUCCUCACAGAUGCCACGAGUGCGGCAUUGGUUCGCGCAGAGCAUACAUUGAAUCUGCGGCUACGCGGCCUCAUACGAGCUGGUGCUGAUGAAGUGAAUGGAGGGAAACGGAUUGAGUCCCAAAUGUGCUGCUGGCCAUUUGGGUCUGGGACUCGGAUGGACGAAUUGGUGGACGAAUUGGUGGACGAACCAUGUGUGAAUGCUGUGUCUCAGGAUGAGCGCGAAACAGACCAUGUUCUCAGCGAUGGUGAAACUGUGCUGACCCUGCCUCAUCCUGGGAUGAAUGGCCACAGUGUUCCGCCGGGGCCAACCACCAAAAAGCAGCCAGGACAAAGAGAAAAAGUCCCAGUCUGA
This is a messenger RNA of Cladocopium goreaui, 2829 nucleotides long. The record is from the annotation of a GenBank genome assembly. Lineage: Eukaryota; Dinophyceae; Suessiales; Symbiodiniaceae.